This is a messenger RNA of Saccostrea cuccullata (small rock oyster), 615 nucleotides long. Its product is annotated as complement C1q tumor necrosis factor-related protein 3-like. The transcript has 2 exons. Gene Ontology annotation, molecular function: protein binding. Lineage: Eukaryota; Metazoa; Mollusca; Bivalvia; Ostreida; Ostreidae. The record is from RefSeq and is a predicted model, not a curated record. Bases 1 to 615 code for a protein of 204 amino acids.
AUGACAUGGUGCAGUUGUCCUUGCAAGAAAAACAUCGAAUAUUACAACAUCUGUAUGAAGUCAGCCCAAAACAGCAACAACGCAUGUGGACUCCAUCUAACCGAAUAUGAUACGUGUAUGAGAGAAAGAUUAACGCAUUUGGAAUCUAAAGUUGAAUACAUCGAGAGCUCUCUAAACAGAACAAUUCAUCAUGUCUCUUUUCUGGCCGCCCCUACAAGACAUAUGAAACCCGUAAGAGGGACACUCAUUUUUGACAACGUUCUCAACAAUAAGGGAGGAGCAUAUAACGGCAAGACUGGUAUCUUUACCGCCCCCGUAAGCGGAUCAUACUUCUUUAUGGUCACCAUUGGCCUUCCAGCUCCUUCCACCUCUAAAGGCUCGGACUACGUAAGGAUACAUAUCAUGAAGAACGGAAAAAUGUCCUCGUACUUGUUUAUCGGAACUGAAGGCUUGUGGAUCAAAAGAUCAGAAAACACGCUACUGGAGCUUUCGCAAGGGGACAAAAUUAAUUUGUUCAUAAAAACCACUGGAAAUGGGUUUCCUUACAUUGCUGGAAAGGAUCACUAUCCUGGUUCAACUUAUCACUCGCACUUCUCUGGAUUUCUUAUCAAUUGA